GGAAAUGUUCCCUCCCACUCUUUGACUUUUUCUUGAUCUCUCACAUUUUUUCUCUUUCUCUUAACUCACAAAUUCUCAGAGCGUAUCACUGUUCCACCUUUCAGCCUGCAGGACCUCACUUCCAGAGAUUGGAGAAGCUGCUAUGACUCAGAGUAACGGUGAGACUCAGCGUCCUGGAGGACGGAUUCAGCAGAUCAGAGAGAGAAUGACCGAGAGAUCGAUCCGAGCACGGAAGGCCGUGCAGAACCUCGGCGCUAAAGACGUACGAUCCUGCCUCAGGAAAAACGCCUUCGUCCUCCUCACCAUCGCCGCGGUCAUCAUCGGUAUUGUUCUGGGGUUUGGAUUGCGUCCCUAUAAGCUGUCGUAUCGGCAGGUGAAGUACUUCUCGUUUCCCGGAGAGCUGCUGAUGCGCAUGCUGCAGAUGUUAGUGCUCCCCCUGCUGGUGUCCAGUCUAAUUACAGGCAUGGCUGCGCUGGACAGUCGUGCGUCAGGCAGGAUGGGUGUGCGAGCUGUGAUCUACUACACCACCACCACCAUCAUCGCAGUCUUCAUCGGCAUCGUCAUGGUCGUUAUCAUCCAGCCAGGAAGGGGAGGAGCCAAACCACAGUCACUCUUACAGGAGAAACUAGAGGAGGUGAAUGCUGCUGACGCCUUCCUCGACUUAAUCAGAAACAUGUUUCCUCCAAACCUAGUGCAGGCCUGUACACAACAGUUUAAGACGCAGACGGGGAAGCGGACAGUGACGGUCAGGGUGUCGGUGAACAGCACAGUGAACUCCUCCAGUGUGGAUGAGGAGUUGAGUUAUGAGGAGGACAUCCCGGUACUCGGCACAGUGAGCAGCAUUAACGCACUCGGCCUGGUCGUCUUCUCCAUGAGCUUCGGCCUCAUCAUAGGCAGCAUGAAGGAGCAGGGCCGGCCCCUUAGGGACUUUUUUGACUGUCUCAAUGAGGCCAUCAUGAGGCUCGUGGCCAUCAUCAUGUGGUAUGCUCCUGUGGGGAUCCUCUUCCUGAUUGCUGGGAAAAUCCUGGAGAUGGAGGACCUAUCAGCAAUGGGCGGCGCUUUAGGCCUCUACACAAUCACUGUCAUCGUAGGUCUGCUUAUUCAUGCCACUAUUGUCUUACCCACCAUCUACUUCCUGGUCACACGCAAAAACCCCUUCGUCUUCAUUGGAGGUCUCCUACAGGCCCUCAUCACUGCACUGGGCACCUCCUCUAGCUCUGCCACUCUGCCCAUCACGUUUAAGUGUUUGGAGGAGAAUAACGGUGUGGAUAAACGUGUGACGCGCUUCGUGUUGCCAGUCGGAGCCACAAUAAACAUGGACGGUACGGCGCUGUACGAGGCGCUCGCUGCUAUCUUCAUCGCUCAGGUCAACAACAUGGACCUCAACUUCGGCCAGAUCCUCACUAUCAGUAUCACAUCCACGGCGGCGAGCAUCGGAGCAGCGGGCAUCCCCCAGGCCGGCCUGGUUACCAUGGUGAUAGUGCUCACCUCUGUAGGGCUGCCCACUGAUGACAUCACUCUCAUCAUCGCAGUGGAUUGGUUCCUAGAUCGUUUGAGGACCACUACGAAUGUUCUGGGUGACUCAAUCGGUGCAGGUGUGGUGGAGUUUUUGUCACGUCAUGAGCUUAAGUCGGCCGAUGCUGAACUCGGGAACUCUGUUCUGGAGGAGAAGGAGAGGAAGAAAGUGGCGUAUCAUCUCGUCUCUCAGGAGAACGAGUGCGAGAACGACAAAAUCCCCAACAAUGAGACCAAGAUGUAGCCGAACAUGCUAAAGACUCUGAAAGAAGCACAAGCCCUCACAGAGAGCACCAUGC
Silurus meridionalis is the source of this 1814-nucleotide messenger RNA. RefSeq names its product solute carrier family 1 member 3a (gene slc1a3a). The transcript is spliced from 10 exons. The coding region runs from base 143 to 1759 and encodes 538 amino acids. NCBI's taxonomy places the organism in Eukaryota, Metazoa, Chordata, Actinopteri, Siluriformes, Siluridae. Gene Ontology annotation, biological process: L-glutamate import across plasma membrane; D-aspartate import across plasma membrane; L-aspartate import across plasma membrane. Gene Ontology annotation, molecular function: L-glutamate transmembrane transporter activity; neutral L-amino acid transmembrane transporter activity; glutamate:sodium symporter activity. Gene Ontology annotation, cellular component: plasma membrane. The record is from RefSeq and is a predicted model, not a curated record.